This is a messenger RNA of Dicrocoelium dendriticum, 3111 nucleotides long. Lineage: Eukaryota; Metazoa; Platyhelminthes; Trematoda; Plagiorchiida; Dicrocoeliidae. The record is from the annotation of a GenBank genome assembly.
AUGCUAAACAUCUCAAAAGAGCAGCUCACUCUUGCUGACCCCAUGGCUGCCCAUGGAUCACCACCGAUUGUUGAUAUGUGCUUAAUGGUAAAGGAACUAGGAAUUGAAACUCUAACACGGCCACAUCCUCUGCACCCCUACACAUCCUUUGAAUUUACUUGUGUCCUCGAAUGGUGGGGGGGGGAGGGGGGAGGGGGGGGGGGGGGGGGGGGGGGGGGGGGGGGGGGGGGGGAGUGGGGGGGGGGGGGGGGGGGGGGGGGGGGGGGGGGGGGGGGGUUUUGGGGGGGGGAUAAAGACGACAGUGCGUGGGGGGGGGGAGCCCACGAGAACACAAGAGCACACGAAAGAGUGCCCAGGGGCAGCGGGGUGGGGGGCGUGUGCCGGUGGGGGGGGCUAUAUAUACGUCCCCCUGGAGUGCCGGGGUCUCCUCGUGCGGGGGGGGGUGGGGAGGGGGGCGGAGCUGGGGGGGUACGCGCCGGGGGGGGGGGGGGGGCCCCAGGGGGGCGGCGCGCGUGGGCGGUCGUUGUGAGGGGGUGGGGGGGUGGGGCGGGGGGGGGGGGGGGGGGGGGGCGGGGGGGCAGGGGGGGGGGCGGGGGGGCCGCGGGGCGGGGGAGGGGGGGGGGGGGGGGGCGAGGGGGGGGGGGGGGGCCCAGCCGGUGUCGCGGAGGCGGCGCGCGUCGGCGGGGGGGGCGUCGAGUUCGUCAAGCGCUAGGGCGACCGCGCGCGCGGAUCGUGCUGCGGGACGCGGGCAACGGCGCUCGUGGGGGGGGCGCAGCCGGCGGCAGCUCAGGGCGAGGCGGACUCGGCCGGGGGGGGGGGCGGCAGGGCGCGCGGCGGGGGGGGGCCGUCCGGGGGGAAUGUGUGCGGGGGGGUCCCGAGCGCGCGGCCGCGCCCGGGGUGGGGGGCCGCAUGGGUCGACCCCCCCCGCGCCACGCCGCCGGGGCAAAAUACCCCGGCGGGGGGCACGGGGGUCCUGCGCGGGCCAAAAGAGGGCGUGGUGGCCGGCAGGGCGGCCGCGUACGCGCCGGGCGAGGCACGCCGCGCGGCGGGCGGGGGCCGGGCGGGGGGCGGCGCCUGAGGCCGGGGGGGGGGGGGGCGGGGGGGGGGGGGGGGGGGGGGGGGGGGGGGGGGGGGCGGGGGGGGGGGGGGGGGGGGGGGGGGGGGGGGGGGGGGGGGGGGGGGGGGGGGGGCGGGGGCGGGGGGGGGGGCGGGGGGGGGGGGGGGGGGCGGGGGGGGGGGGGGGGGGGGGGGGGAGGGGGGGCGGGGGCGGGGGGGGGGGGGGGGGGGGGGGCGGCGGGGGGGGGGGGGGCAGGGGGGGGCGGGGGGGGGAGUCGGGGCGGGGGGGGGGGGGGGGGGGGGGCGCGGGAGGGGGGGGCGGGGGGGGGGGGGGGGCGCGGGGGGGGGCGGGCGGGGGGGGGGGGGCGGGGGGGCAGGGGGGGGGGGGGGGGGGGGCGGGCGGCGGGGGGGGGGGCGGGGCGGGGGGGGGGGGCGGGGGGGGGGGGGGGGCGGGGGGCGGGGGGGGGGCGGGGGGCGGGGGGCGCGGGGGGGGGGGGGGGGGGGGGGGGGCGGGGGGGGGGGGGGGCGGGGGGGGGGGGGGCGGGGGGGGGGGGGGGGGGGGGCGGGGGGGGGGGGGGGGGGGGGGGGGGGGGGGGGGCGGGGGGCGGGGGGGGGGGGGGGGGGGAGGGGGGGGGGGGGGGGCGGGCGGGGGAGGCGGCGGGGCCGGGCGGGGCGGGCGGGGAGGGGGGGGCGGGGGGGGCGGCGUGGCGGGGCGGGGGGCCGGUCGCGCGCGGCGGCGGGGGGGGGCGGGCGCGGGCGGGGGCGAGCGGGGCGCCGGGGGACAGGGGACGGGAGGGGGGCCGUCGGGGGGGGGGGCGGAGGGCGGGGCGGGGGGGGGGGGGGGGGGGGGGGGGGGGGGGGGCCGAUGAGGCGGCCCGUGUCAGGGGGGGGGCGACGGGCUGGCCGCUGGAGGGGGCGGGGGCGGGCCCGGGCGGGGUGGGGGGCGCGGGCGGGCGGGGGGGGUUGGGGGGGGGGGGCGGGGGGGCGGGGGGGGCGAAGCGCCGGGGGGGACCGCGCGCGCGCAAGGGGCGGAGGACCGGGGGGCGGGGUCCGGGGGUGGGAGGGGGGGGGGGGAGAGCGCGGGGGGCGGGGGGGGCUGGGGAGGACGGUCGGGCGCUGGCGCGGGCGGGGCGGGUGGAAGGGCGGGCGGCGGCCCACCCUGGCGGGCUGUGCGGGCGCGGGGGGAGGGGGGUUGGGGGGGGUGGGGGGGGGAGGCGCGGGCCGGGCGGGGGGCCGGGCGGAGGCGCCCGGGGGGGGGGCCGGACCCCCGGCAGCGGCGGGGUGGGAACGCAGGGGAGACGCGGGGGGCGGGGGCGCGGGGGGGGGCAGGGGGGGUAUAUAUAUCGCCCCGGCAGGGGCUCACACACGCACGGGGGGGGAGGGGAAAGCGGGGAGCGGGCCCGGGGCGGGGGGGGGGGGGCAGGGGGGGGGGGCGCGGAGCGGGCCGCGGCGGGGCGGCGGGACCGCGGGGCAAGGUGCGGGCAGCGGGGGGGGGCGGGCGGGCCGGGGGGCCGGAGGGUCCGCCGGGACGCGGGCGCACGGCGAGGGGGAGCAAACUGGGCGUCCGGGGCGGGCCGAGGGGGGGCGCGGCGGGGGCGGGCGAAGCGGGCGGGGCGGGGGCCGGCGCACGGGGGCAGGGGGAGGGGGGGGGGGGGGGGGGGGGGGGGGGGAGACAACGACAUAGGCGAGGGCCACAGCAGCGCCCCCGGGAGUAGCGGCCUCCGGAGGGGGGCCGGGGGGCAGGCCCAUCGAGCACUGGUGGAGGGCGUGAUUUUUCCGGGAAGGGCGCAGUCGGGGGAUAAUAAUGGUGGCGAAGUCAAAGAAUUUGAGGAUUAUGUGGAAGGAUUACGCAAAAAAUUUAAUGAUCGCCUUAAAAAGCUCCAGGAAGACUCCUCAUCCACAUUUGAAGUCGGAGAUAAAAAAUUUUUAUAUUUGUCGCCUGAAGAGUUUAAUACUCGAUAUAAGAACCGGAACCCUCAUUUUACGCAUAGUGAAGUCAAUGAAACAAAGGAGAUUUUCAAUGCAUCAGUGGUGUGGAACGUUAACAAUCUUUAA